GAUCCAUCCAAAUCGCUCAAAAAAUGUUCAUCAGUCAGCUGGUCAUAAUCUUGGCUAUCGUCUUCAUAUUGCGAUUCUUAUUCGGUCUAAUCAGGCUUUCUUUCAUGAAUGAAAUUCUUUCAUCACUAACCUGGUUGCUCAUCGGCGCACUUGUUGUAUGGAUGUUCUGUCGCGCCACAAACUCUUACCCUCAGGUGGAGAAGAUGGUGGAAAGAUCUGUCAACAGGAUAUGGUUGUUUCUAUUGAAAUCCCCAGUGGGCAGAAAUCUACAUCACCUUGAAGUUGCUCUUUCGAAAGCUUUGUAAACGGCUUCGCUAACGAUCUGGCAAGCCAGCAGAGCUCUCAAGAGACAUCACACUUCCCACACCAUCGUUUUGCUUAUGUUCGAUGUCUGCCGUUGUAAUUUUUCUUCUCUAGUUGAAAGCAAGUUUCUGUCUAGAGACUUUUUUCUCUUUCUUUCUAGUUGUUCUUUCUCACUUAUUUUAUUGCCUUUAUAAAAAAAACUCAUGCAUGUUUGAUUUGAAGGUAAAUAAUCAAUAAAAGUUUCAAUCAUUA
Cylicocyclus nassatus is the source of this 555-nucleotide messenger RNA. Lineage: Eukaryota; Metazoa; Nematoda; Chromadorea; Rhabditida; Strongylidae. The record is from the annotation of a GenBank genome assembly.